Messenger RNA from Cavia porcellus (domestic guinea pig), 2367 nucleotides. RefSeq names its product Rac family small GTPase 1 (gene Rac1). Bases 222 to 857 code for a protein of 211 amino acids. Gene Ontology annotation, biological process: establishment or maintenance of cell polarity; engulfment of apoptotic cell; regulation of cell shape. The transcript has 7 exons. Gene Ontology annotation, molecular function: GTPase activity; GTP binding; protein kinase binding. The record is from RefSeq and is a predicted model, not a curated record. NCBI's taxonomy places the organism in Eukaryota, Metazoa, Chordata, Mammalia, Rodentia, Caviidae. Gene Ontology annotation, cellular component: cytoskeleton; dendritic spine; cytoplasmic vesicle.
GGAAGGGAGGCCGGAUGUGAGUGGAGCGGCCAUUUCCUGUUUCUCUGCAGUUUUCCCCAGCUUUGGGUGGUGGCCGCUACCCGGCUUCGGUUUCUAGUCCGCGGAGGGCGAGGCGGCGCGGACAGCAGUCCCAGCAACCCGCGUCCCGCCCGGCUGCCGCUUCCCGAGCCCGUCGCUUCCCGCCUCAGCGCCCGGCCGCCGCGGUGUAGCGAGCGGCCGAGAUGCAGGCCAUUAAGUGUGUGGUGGUGGGAGACGGAGCUGUAGGUAAAACUUGCCUACUGAUCAGUUACACAACCAAUGCAUUUCCCGGAGAAUAUAUCCCUACUGUCUUUGACAACUAUUCUGCCAAUGUUAUGGUAGAUGGAAAACCAGUGAAUCUGGGCUUAUGGGAUACAGCUGGACAAGAAGAUUAUGACAGAUUACGUCCCCUCUCCUAUCCGCAAACAGUUGGAGACACGUAUGGUAAGGAUAUAACCUCCAAGGGCAAAGACAAGCCGAUUGCCGAUGUGUUCUUAAUUUGCUUUUCCCUUGUGAGUCCUGCAUCAUUUGAAAAUGUCCGUGCAAAGUGGUAUCCAGAAGUGCGACACCAUUGUCCCAACACUCCCAUUAUCCUUGUGGGAACAAAACUUGAUCUUAGGGAUGAUAAAGACACGAUCGAGAAACUGAAGGAGAAGAAGCUGACUCCCAUCACCUAUCCACAGGGUUUGGCCAUGGCCAAGGAGAUCGGUGCUGUAAAAUAUCUGGAGUGCUCGGCUCUCACUCAACGAGGCCUCAAGACAGUGUUUGAUGAAGCUAUCCGAGCAGUUCUCUGCCCACCUCCUGUCAAGAAGAGGAAGAGAAAAUGCCUGCUGUUGUAAAUGUCCAAGUCCUUAGUUCUUGAUCCUGUCCCUUGGAACCUUUGUAUGCUUUGCUCAAAAAACGGUGGAGCCUUCGUACUCAAUGCCAAGUUUUUGUUACAGAUUAAUUUUUCCAUAAGACCAUUUUGAACCAAUCAGUAAUUUUAAGGUUUUGUUUUAAAUGUAAAAGUUCAAAUUCACAUCAUAUUAAAAUUUAGCCCCAAAAUGACAAGCCUUCUUAAAGCCUUAUUUUUCAAAAGCCCCUAUCCUUGCUCAGAUUAAAAGUUGCCAAAAUACCUUCUGAACUAAGUUGUGGUGUUGUGCUAAGAACACUAAGCACUAAACUGUUGAAAGACCUUUGUAAGAAGACUGCAGCUUCUGAAAUCAGGAGGUGUGCACACUAUCCAAGUAGCUUUCAGAUCGAGUGAAGCAGAACAGCCUCCUUAAUGACAUGCUGCUGUGUAACGCGUCAGUAACUUCUCAGCCCAUGUUCAUUCUGUACCUUUGUACUGUAUGUCAUAAUGGAAUGGGUAUAACAGCUCACUCUUUGGGUCAGUCUUUUUGAUUUCAUAGUGAGGGUUUUUAAAUCAUUUACUAGCUUUUACUGAGACUUCGAACAGGACUCAUUCUCUUGUUUGCUCUAAUCAAGUAUUCUGUCUUUAGUUGUGGGUGUGCUGGGUGGAGUGUGUGAGACAUAACGAGAUCAAAGGAUGACAGUAUUUUGACAAAAUAUGAAGUAGAGAUUAAUUUACACUACAUUGUACAUGAAAUAACAAUAAAAAGUGUCACGGGUAAAGAUUUUUAAGGUUAAUUUCUGUCAAAUGCAGUAGAUGAUGAAGAAAGGUUGGUAUUAAUCAGUGUCUUUUGUUAAGCUUUUUCCUACCCUUGGCCCUCCCUCCCAAAAUUGGGCAUUUAAUUCAUCUUUGAACUGGUCAUUCCCAUAGUUGCUAAUAGUAAGUGCUUUUCUAAUAGAACCCCUUCUUAAUGAGCAAUAUGCCUAUUUGUACUAUAAAAUCUUUCGGUAAUGCAUUAGAAGUUUUUUUGUAGGUUAGAAGUGCAUUCUUAUUUUCACGUUACUUUAUUCAAAGCUAAUUAAGUGCUUUCUUUAGUCUCCUAGUAACUAGGUGUAAAAAUCAUGUGUUGCAGCUUUACAGUUUUUAAAAUAUUUUAGAUAUUCUUAAAAACUAUGAACCUUCUUAACAUCACUGUCUUGCCAGAUUACCAACACUGUCACGUGACUAAUACUGACUUUGACCCUGUUUACCUCACCCACACGGACACAGGCUUCCUGUCGUGGCUUUGCCUAACAAUCUCCUUUGGGUCUGUGAGGUUCUGUAAACUGUGCUAGUGCUAAUGAUGUUCUGUACAACUUAACUCACUGGCGAGGACACAAUGUCAGACCUUUCAACCACUAAAACAAAAUUUUUUUAAUUGACAGUUGCAGAAUUGUGGAGUGUUUUUACAUUGAUCUUUUGCUAAUGCAAUUAGCAGUAUGUUUUGCAUGUAAGACUUAAUAAAUCCUUGAAUCAUA